CAUGUAUAGAAGGAUUUUUCUUUAGAAUUCGCCUAAAAACAAAGUCAGGUGAAGGAGAAGGAAAAUCGAAAAUGCCAAAAGGUAAAGAAAGCCACCGCGGAGCUCGAGUUUUCCUUAAAAGAUCAAAGCCAUAUACGGCCACCGAUGGCGGUUAUCAUGAUUAUUUCCGCAAGGCUGUGGAUGAUUGCAUCAACAGUAGUAGUUCUACUGAUGCUGUUGCUGCUACCCACUCUGACCACUCCAUGAUGAGUCUUAACACCAACAAUAGCGAUGAGAAAAUUGAUGGGAUCGUUGACUUGAAGUCAAUGGGUCUACAAGCAGCUGAGGAACUAUCCAAGAGACCCAAAAAUGGUCAAAUCUAUGCAUCGGUAAAAGCAGAUUUUGAAAGCAUAAACGCACGCUUGAAGAAUCUGUCCUUGUCUCUUGGAGAACCCAGUUCCAUCGAUGAGGGAAUUGAGAUAGCUGAUGCUGCUUCAUUGUUAAAGCUUUUGGACAAGUCAAACCGUGAGAUUGACAUGGCUGGGGAAAUGGCUCAAAAGGGUGUCCUUUUGAUGGUUCAUGCACAAAUCAUGCUUAAGAAAGGAGGGAUUUAUCAUCAACAUUGCUUUAGUGAAGCUUGCUAGGAGGGUUUGGCAUGCCACACGGAUCUUAUGCUCUUGUAUUACUAUUUCUACUAAGUUUUUUUUUUCUUUUUCACUAUUAUGAUGAGGUAUCAUUAAAAAUUUUAUCUUGAGAUGUCUCUCAAUUAUUGGAUACGUAGGAGUUUUAAAGAUAACUUUUAUGAGAAAGAUAAUUUUUCUC
Messenger RNA from Arachis duranensis, 801 nucleotides. RefSeq lists its product as uncharacterized. NCBI's taxonomy places the organism in Eukaryota, Viridiplantae, Streptophyta, Magnoliopsida, Fabales, Fabaceae. Bases 72 to 623 code for a protein of 183 amino acids. The record is from RefSeq and is a predicted model, not a curated record. The transcript is spliced from 3 exons.